Messenger RNA from Odocoileus virginianus texanus, 1537 nucleotides. It is a transcript of the gene YJU2B, whose product is annotated as YJU2 splicing factor homolog B. Gene Ontology annotation, biological process: mRNA splicing, via spliceosome. Gene Ontology annotation, cellular component: post-mRNA release spliceosomal complex; U2-type spliceosomal complex. The record is from RefSeq and is a predicted model, not a curated record. NCBI's taxonomy places the organism in Eukaryota, Metazoa, Chordata, Mammalia, Artiodactyla, Cervidae.
CGGAGAGAACGCCACGCCCCCUUGUGCGCCCAGAAGGGACUUCCGGGACGGGCUCGCAGUGACGUCAGGAGGAGGGCAGAUUGGCCACGUGGAGGGCGAGGACCUCUAGGCAGCUACCAGGAUGGGUGAAAGGAAAGGUGUAAACAAGUACUACCCUCCAGAUUUCAACCCUGAGAAGCAUGGCUCCCUCAACAGAUACCACAACAGCCACCCCCUUCGGGAGCGGGCUCGGAAGCUGUCCCAGGGCAUCCUCAUCAUCAGGUUUGAGAUGCCCUAUAACAUCUGGUGCGACGGCUGCAAGAACCACAUCGGCAUGGGUGUUCGUUACAAUGCAGAGAAGAAGAAGGUUGGCAAUUACUACACGACCCCAAUCUACAGGUUCAGGAUGAAAUGCCACCUCUGUGUCAACUACAUCGAGAUGCAGACAGACCCCGCCAACUGUGAUUAUGUGAUUGUGAGCGGCGCCCAGCGCAAGGAGGAGCGCUGGGACAUGGAGGACAACGAACAGGUGCUGACCACAGAGCAUGAGAAGAAGCAGAAGCUGGAGAUGGACGCCAUGUUCCGCCUGGAGCACGGCGAGGCUGACCGGAGCACGCUCAAGAAGGCCCUCCCCACCCUGAGCCACAUCCAGGAGGCCCAGAGCGCCUGGAAGGACGACUUCGCCCUCAACAGCAUGCUUCGGAAGAGGUUCCGGGAAAAGAAAAAAGCCAUGCAGGAGGAGGAGGAGAGGGACCAGGCACUGCAGGCCAAGGCCAGCCUGGCCAUCCCGCUGGUGCCGGAGACAGAGGAUGACCGCAGACUGGCCGCCCUGCUGAAGUUCCACACCCUAGACUCGUACGAGGACAAGCAGAAGCUCAAGCGGACAGAGAUCAUCAGCCGCUCCUGGUUCCCCUCCACCCCGGGAGCCAGUGGCGGCAACAGCAGCAAAGCCAGCAGUGUCCUGAAGAAACUGGCCCAGAACCGCAGAGCCACUCCCACCAGCUCCCCCGUCACCAUGGGGCACCUGGGCAUCGUGCGGCGGCGAUCCCGGGAGGUCCCAGAGAGCCCCCAGCACCCGGCCGAAACCUUCAAGUUUGGGGAGCCACAGGUGCCAGAGGGGGCCAACCAGAACGGGCCCACCUCCCCCCGAGACUGCUCUCUGGAGACAGCUGAGACCCCUAGGAACAGCGGGCCACUGGGGCAGGAGGAGAGCUGUCAGGACAGGCCCCAGCCCCCUCCAGACACCGCCCCCGAGGCAGCCAAUCCCCAGGACACACCACAGCCCUGCAGCCUCGGCUCCUCGCUCGUGGCUGACUAUUCCGGCUCCGAGAGCGAGUGACUCCACGGCCCAGAUUCACUCCAGAGGCCAGGACUCACCCAGGAGGCCCCUCCCAGGCUGCAGCCCCGCUGGCCCACCAGCCCUUGGAGAGCUCAGUCCCCACCCUGUGCACACCUCACUUUCUCGCAGUGAUGGAGUUGUUAUUUAUUUGGUCCUGGAGAGGGUGUCUGUGCCUUGUGGGACCCAAGACCUCCCAACAUUAAAGCCCUGCUUCUUUGC